CUUGCAGCGACCAUUCCUGCAACGUGACUGCCCGUGUGUGAAACCGACAUCACGUAUUGGAGCUGGGAGCUGAGCUCUGGUCUCUUCAAGAGGUGCAAUUCCUUUUGUUUGAGAUACAUCAUUUAUGAGUAGAAAAUGUCCGGUUACAAGCCUGUAGCCAUCCCCACCUACCCCAAGCUUGGUGAGAAGAUAACACAGGAUACUUUGUACUGGAAGCGUUACAAGACACCGGUUCAAAUAAAAGAAUUUGGGGCAGUAACAAAAAUCCACUUUUCACCUGUUCAGCCUUGCACAUAUGCUGUAACGUCAUCCACGCGGAUUCACCUCUAUGGACAGUACUCUCAGGAACCUAUAAAAACCUUCUCUCGCUUCAAAGACACUGCCUACUGUGGGACCUUUCGGGGAGAUGGGAAGCUUCUUGCUGCUGGCUGUGAAGAUAGUGUUGUUCAGCUCUUUGAUAUCAGUGGGAAAGCUGCACUUAGACAGUUUUCUGGCCAUAGCAAAGCAGUGCACUUUGUAGACUUUACCGCCGAUAAGUAUCGCAUUGUGUCUGGUUCUGAUGAUUACACAAGUAGACUCUGGGAUAUUCCGAAUGGCGUAGAAAUCACGAGCUACAAUGAGCAUACGGACUAUAUUCGAUGUGGCUGCACAAGUGCGCUGAAUAAUGAUUUGUUUGCUACAGGUUCAUAUGAUCAUACCAUUAAAAUAUUUGAUGGCCGAACAGACAAGAGUGUAAUGAGUAUGGAUCAUGGACAGCCUGUGGAGAGUGUGCUUCUCUUCCCUUCUGGGGGCCUCCUUGUUUCUGCAGGAGGCCGUUAUGUUAAGGUGUGGGACAUACUUAAGGGAGGGCAGUUGCUGGUGUCAUUAAGAAAUCACCACAAAACAGUAACAAGCCUGUGUCUUAGCAGUUCUGGUCAAAGGCUGCUAUCUGCUUCAUUAGACAGGCAUGUAAAGGUCUACAGCACAAUGAACUACAAAGUAGUUCACAGCUUUGAUUAUGCUGCCUCGAUACUGAGCCUGGCUUUGGCACCAGAUGACCAAAUGAUUGUAGUGGGGAUGACCAAUGGCGUGUUGAACAUUAAGCAUCGGAAACCUGAAGAGAGAAAACAGUUGCAGUCCACGACAAAGAGGCACCCGCGGUACAGAGUGUUUGUGAGAGGCAAAGACUACAUGCCCAAGCAGGAUGACAUCUUUAUCAGUAAGCCAGUAAUAGCGCACUUGAAAAAGUACGACAAGUUGCUGAAAGGUUUUCACAUGACGGAAGCACUUGACACUGUGUUACAGCCUCAGAUUCGAAAUCAAAGACCUGAAGUCACAGUCGCAGUGAUGAAUGAACUUAAAAGAAGGGGAACUCUUAAAAAUGCUCUCGCUGGAAGAAACGAAAAGCAGUUGAGCGACCUGCUCAUUUUCCUUCUCAAACAUCUGGUAAAUCCUCAGUUUGUACCAAUUCUAUUAAAUGUGGCAGAGCACAUUAUAGAUAUCUAUUCUCCUGUUGUGGGUCAGUCUUCUGUAAUCUACAAACAAUUCAUAAGGCUUCAAGAGGUGCUAGAAAAAGAAAUUAACUACCAGGAGGAACUCUUAAAAAUGUUGGGCAUGAUGGACACACUGUUUGCUACGAUGACAUCGAAAAAAGAGAGCCCAUGGGAUGAACCCAAACCAAUACUGCCUCUCAGUUCCCAGUAAUGGAGUGGAAGCGUGAACAUUUUUAUCUGGUGGAUAGCCAAUUCAGUUUGGCUUACCCUUUGUACUAUAUUUUAAUACAAGCAUCACCAGAAACUGCAUCUAUUUAUACAAAAUGUAUAAUGAAAGCCACAUCUUCUCUCUUUUAAAGAGAGCUCCAGUUUAUUAUGUGGAUGUCUUUUAAACAUGUUGAAAACUUGCAGUUUGUUGGACAAACUCCCAGUUUUUACAUCAAGGAUUCUUCCUGAGAUCACCAGUACCCUGGCAAGUAAUGGCAGCGAGUAGCUCCAAGGAGUUCAGUUUUACCCAGUUUGACAGCGCCACUUCCUGCUGUGUAAAUGUACAAUCACAUUUGUAAGUGGGCAGUAUAUAAACUGCACCCACGCCCUCCAUGUCUGUUGUUUGAAUGUGGUUUGUUUAGGGUCACGCUGCACUGGAGGGCAUGCAGAGCAGAAAUGGGUUGAAACAUUCCAUUUUACCUGCAGUCGUUGUUGAAACUUAAAAAAUAAAGAAUAUUUUCAAAGAA
Molecule: messenger RNA, 2206 nt
Organism: Xenopus tropicalis (tropical clawed frog)
Lineage: Eukaryota; Metazoa; Chordata; Amphibia; Anura; Pipidae
Gene: utp15
Product: UTP15, small subunit processome component
Biological process (GO): rRNA processing
Cellular component (GO): nucleolus
Source: RefSeq, marked provisional